GUCAACAUUCAAAGCUUAUACGCUGAGAAGGUGUAAACCAAGGCCAGACGACUGGCGGACCAUCUUCAAUGUCCGACCUGUUUGGAUAUUUUCAGUGAUCCUGUCAUCCUGCCGUGCAGUCACAACUUGUCUGCAGCAAUGGAAGGUCAAAGGAGAUCAAUCCUGUCCCGUCUGUAGGAGACGAUUUUGGUGGAUGGAUCCAACGUUGAAUUUGGCACUGAAGAAUCUGUGUGAAAACAUGACAUGCGCCUCAGUCAAGUCAGAAGACAUCUGCAGCUUGCACCAGGAGGAACUCAAACUCUUUUGUUUGAACCACCAGCAGCUCGUGUGCCUCAUCUGCAGAGACGCAAAAAUCCACGCUGGCCACAAAUUCUGUCCCCGUAAUGAAGCUUUGCAAGAUCUCAAAGUGAAACUUCAGGACGGCCUACAGAAAGCCAAAGAAAUUUUCAAAGAUUAUCAUGACUGUAGAGAGACCUGCAAUGAACAAGCAGAGUACAUCAAUGUCCAGAGGGAGAAGGUCGAACGCAAGAUUAAGAUUUUGCGGAGCUUCGUCGCUUCCUUGACUUUGAGGAGGAUGCCAGGUUGGCUGCAGUCAGGGAGGAAGAGAAGACGAAACGUCAGAUCAUUAAGAAGAGGAUUGCGGCUCUCGAGAAGCACAGAAGAGCAGUUGGCAUCUUGCGACGUUUCCUUCUUGAAGAAUGUCCAAACUGCGAUGAACAAAAUUCAAGAGCUGCCCAAAGAACCAGAGCUGCUCCCAGGAGGUCUGCUGGACGAAGCUAAACACGUGGGUAACCUCAAGUUCAACGUGUGGGAGGGGAUGAAGGAGAUGCUCUCCUACAGUCCCGUCAUUCUAGACCCCAACACGGCCCAUCCAGUAUUCAGUCUGUCCGAGGAUCUGACCAGUUUGGUAAAAGAAGCACAGCAGCGUCCAAAAAAUCCAGAGAGGAAUAUGCGGCAUUUUGUGCUGGGAAGUGCUUUGGAAUCGGGAAGACACAUUUGGGACGUUGAGGUGGGAGGCAACAAUGAUUGGCAGGUGGGGGUUGCGUGGGGGGACCCUUGUUUUCCAGGUAAAAUACUCACUUGGUGCAUUGGAAUUCGUGACUGUAAAUACACAAAACCUUCUGUCGCAUAUGGAGCAUGGAAUCCGCCUGUUGAAGUGCUGAGGGUCCGAGUUGAUGUGGACAUCAAUGAAAAGUCACUUUCACUCUCUGAACCUCUGACAAACACAGAAUUGUUUUCCGUUAAGAACCCUUCCAAUUGGCCAGACUUGUCCAGUAACUGCAAAAUGUAUCGUUACUUUUACACAACAAGUACAAGUCCUCUGAAAAUAAUCCCCUUUCUGCCUCGUGUUACGACUCAGAUGUGUUAGUGGUCUACGGAGGACCAAGAGUGCAAAAAUUAAAUAUAUAUGGCGGAAAACACCAAGGUUGACUUGAAGUUCUGCUCUGAGACCUCCAAAUUGGCCAAAUUUAAAAAUUGUCCUAUAUGCAUGUGAGAUACAUAAUUGGAAAGCUUAAAAUCUCAAUUUUCUGGUAGAAGAAAAAAAUUAAACAGGAGGGCAUUUAAAAAAAAAAAAAAAACAUUAUACAGCAAAACCCUAACUGGAGGUGAGAGUAUGCGAGAGCAUAAUUAAAGACGCCAUGAUUUUAACGAGAUAUUAUCGCGUAGUUACUUCUUUUCAAUCCAAAAACUCCAUGUAGCAUGUAUCACCGAGUGUCAAGACACAGCUGUGGAUGGCCACAGCCGGAUUUUGGGGGGAUUUUACACGUGAAACAUGGUCAUAUAACAAGGGUCGCGAUGCAGUAAUCGCAGUCAUCAAGGAGUGGCCCAGAUUUUCUUUUCCAUAUAUUUACCCUUUUUAACAUUUUUUUUUCAAUUUUUCUUUGUUUGGAUCAAUUAUUUAUCAUCUAAAAUACUGGGGAAAAUGCGACAGCAAUGAUAAAAAUACAAUUAAGUGACAGUUAUGAGAAGGAUAUCCGUGACAUUUUUACAGACGCUAAUUUUUUCAUUGUUACGUAAUUUGUUUAAAAUAUGCGAGUGAAUAAUUUUUUAAAGUCUUUUUUUUUUUUAAACUAUAUAUUAGAAAUCAAUUAAUGUUUCUAAGCUAAAAAUGACAGACAUUUUGAAUAAAAAAUAUAAUUAAUUACCUUCGUUUUAUGGCUGGUUGAAACAAAAGGGGUUGUGCGACGUCUGUAAACGGACAAAUUAAAAACAGUUCGGGGGCUUGUGCCAUGAAUCUGCUAAGGCAGCAUAAGACAUAUUGUUCCAUCAAAUACAACAAUUCUUUUGGCUAAAAUACAGCAGUUUAUUUUAAAGAGUGCAAGAGCAGAAACUGCUUUUUCAGUC
Messenger RNA from Corythoichthys intestinalis (scribbled pipefish), 2346 nucleotides. Its product is annotated as nuclear factor 7, ovary-like. The record is from RefSeq and is a predicted model, not a curated record. Gene Ontology annotation, cellular component: cytoplasm. The coding region runs from base 194 to 1369 and encodes 391 amino acids. Gene Ontology annotation, biological process: protein ubiquitination. Lineage: Eukaryota; Metazoa; Chordata; Actinopteri; Syngnathiformes; Syngnathidae. The transcript has 2 exons. Gene Ontology annotation, molecular function: zinc ion binding; ubiquitin protein ligase activity.